Molecule: messenger RNA, 366 nt
Organism: Helobdella robusta
Lineage: Eukaryota; Metazoa; Annelida; Clitellata; Rhynchobdellida; Glossiphoniidae
Exons: 2
Source: RefSeq, a predicted model, not a curated record
CAGAUUCAAAUGAGUUACGACGAUUUUGAUAACUCGUUGAACGUCCGCGUCAUCAGAGCUAAAAAUAUCCAGCCAGUCAGAAAGAGCAACGUUGUAGACGCGUUUGUCAAAAUUAGUCUCCUGCCUAUAACAAAUUAUUUAAUUUUUCUUGCUAUUCUUAGUCCGCAAGAUUGUAGGAAAACUAAACCUGUAGAAAAAACAUUAAACCCGGAAUGGGAUCGUUUAUUUGUGUUUCUGGGAGUUGACAGAAUGCAGCUUAUGGAACGGGCUGUUGAAGUUUCCCUCUGGGAUCACGAUAAAUUUUUGCCAAAUACAUUCAUUGGCGAAGUGGUUAUUGACUUCAAUGGUAAAUUCAUCCUCUGUUGA